UUUGGGCAUUGUUCCCUUCAGAAGAGUUUUUUUUUUUUAUGAAAUGACUCCAAGUCAUGCUACCGUGAUAAAAGCAGCUAACCGAUGAACCCAUAUCAGCUUAGGAAGGACACUAUCUUAUCAGACAAUCUCCGGUGUUAUUUUGGAGAGAUCCCAUGGGAAAGUGAUACACGCUGUGUGUGUGUGUGUGUGUGUGUGAUGUAAUCAGUUCCGCAGCCCCCGCCGGCACCUUAUCACACGCCGUCGCAGCGUUCCGGAAUGGGGCCUGACGCGUGCACCUUGGCCCUUCUGCUGCUGUUCGCGCAGGGCAGCGAUGCGCGCGGGGAGGAAGAGACCAACGCGACGACGCUGCUGCUGCUGCCUGCCACCGGCAGGGGUCAUCACGGCGGUUACGGUCCCCCGUAUCAUGGUGAUUGUGAUGAAGACGACGACUGCAGGCCAGAAGAACAUUGUAUUUAUGGCAUGUGUCGGUGUGCUCGUGGAUUCUAUUAUGAUGGCAGCUGUAAGAGGUGCCCAGGCCUCAACGAGUAUUGCGGAAAUGCCAAAUGCUGCAGUAACCCAUCGUUGUAUUUCUGCGGUGGUGAUCACUGCAGGUGCAAGAUGGGAGAGCCACCCAGUUGUAGGGAACCCUCUUCCAGUAACAUGGGGAAUGUACAAAUGAUGACAGCAUUCCAGGUUAUCCUUGCUUCUGCAUUUGGUGUUGCUUUAUUUGCCCUUUUGAUUCAGUGUUGGAGAACAUGUUGUGGGAAGAAACUUCAGUCUCGGCAGUCAGCCGCACGAAACAGCAGUGGGCCGUCGAUUGUGGGCGUGGAAGGACUGUCCGUGUCCCGCAUGUCUCUGGAGGUGUCGCCAGUCGUGAGGGACGCCCCGCCUCGGUACGACGACCUCAGUCACGUACAGUUCGAGAAGCCACCUCCCUACCAGGAAGUGGUCAGCUCCAGUUCAUCUAUCCAGGUAGGUAGGCCAUUGGAGGAAACGCCACCAUAUGUUUACGCUACGGCGCCGGUGGAAGAUGGCUGCAGGGGCGUAGAGAACUUGGCAUUCAUCGCCAACGAAAACCAAGAUUCGCCUCACGCCAGCUCCGUGCCAGAGGGUGGGGGCGCAGGCCCUGGAGUGGGGGGCGCAGGCCCGGGAGACACCGUGGUCGUCUUGGCCCCGGCCAGCCUGGUGGAUCAGCAUUCCGCGGGCCAGUCGCACGCCAGCUUUCAGGCAGCCGCACCGGCAGAUGGGGUCGUCGUCUGUCAAGUCCACAAGACUGAAUCCUCUAUAUGAAUUACAUUGUAUUCUCGAAUACAUUGUUUAUGUCAACAUUAGGUUUUUAUUAUGGUAUUAAACACCUCUGUUUUCAACCUGUAUUUCAAUGGUGAUUUAGCAAAACAGUGGAGACUUGAUUGGACUAUACAGAAAUUGUAAAAUGUUACUUCAUGGUUUCUUAAACAGUUUAUUUAUUACUGUUCAGUACUGAAGUAUAACCUGGUAGAAGCUGACAAAGCAGUGUUUACAAGAAAAUGUUGUUGAUUAAUGAAGGUUUGAUAUUUUAACAAAUGGACUUGUUCCAAUAAACAACAAACACCUGUAUAUGCUUGACGAAAUACAGCUUACAAGACAAGUUGACAAGCAGAUUGCAGUGAAUUAAACAUGCAUGCAAUGACA
This is a messenger RNA of Bacillus rossius redtenbacheri, 1653 nucleotides long. RefSeq lists its product as uncharacterized. The record is from RefSeq and is a predicted model, not a curated record. The transcript has 6 exons. NCBI's taxonomy places the organism in Eukaryota, Metazoa, Arthropoda, Insecta, Phasmatodea, Bacillidae. The coding region runs from base 259 to 1272 and encodes 337 amino acids.